This is a messenger RNA of Penicillium riverlandense, 279 nucleotides long. RefSeq lists its product as uncharacterized. The coding region runs from base 1 to 279 and encodes 92 amino acids. The transcript is spliced from 2 exons. NCBI's taxonomy places the organism in Eukaryota, Fungi, Ascomycota, Eurotiomycetes, Eurotiales, Aspergillaceae. The record is from RefSeq and is a predicted model, not a curated record.
AUGGAUGAAGCUAUGACUGAUAACAUGCGCUCCGCAAGUGACAAUGCCAUCCAGGUUGCAGGACGGACGUAUUCGAAUGGCACUUUUAUCCAUGUGCUCUGGUCACGGCAGCUGAAGGCGACUUUGUGGAAGUCUUCCUUGUUGCCUUUACUUACAGGAACCCUUGCGACUAAAACGGGCGUUGGCCACGCGAAGGGCGGGGAUGAGUUGGUCAACUUGUCAAAGAAGGUCAAGGUUAAAAUGGAGGAUCAGACUCCUCCUCUCUUCUCCGAGCAAUAA